Messenger RNA from Porites evermanni, 1470 nucleotides. The record is from the annotation of a GenBank genome assembly. NCBI's taxonomy places the organism in Eukaryota, Metazoa, Cnidaria, Anthozoa, Scleractinia, Poritidae.
UUUCUCUCUGACUGGUGCCGUCUUCAAAGAUCGCGAGUGGACUGGGAAGGAUUAGUUUCAAGCUGCCGAAGUAAAAUGGCAUGGAAACACAGAGAUAUGAAUUUAAAAAACAGAACUGACCAAAAGAGAAGCUUUAUAUCCAGAUGGCAGUUACGACCACAAGGUUAAUAAAGCUGCAAGGAAUUACUUAAUUUAUUGUAUGGCUUAAAAUGCACACUUACAGCUGACCCCAAGCCAUUUUAAUUUCCCUCCAACAUUGGUUUUAAGAAUGAUUAAUCCGGGGGUUUGCUCAUCUGAGGACCGGAAUUGAGGUUUUAUGAUAGACUGCAAUUAUCAAUGGGAUACUGGAUAUAGUGACUUUGUGAUGCGAGAUUCUGAAAAGCUGUUACACCCACAAUCUCCCGCGCGCCCCUUUCCCUGAGAGUGUCACGUGUCUGUUUUGACGGUAUCACUUUUUUGUACCUUCAUAUCCUACUGGUUCUCCGAAGAUGAGAUAAUCUUCUGUUGGAGACUCCCAUAUAAAAAAAAUGGGGAUACUCUUCGUCUCGUUUUGGGGUGUAAACUGCAGAUUUUGGUCUUACUUAGGGUGUUUGGGAUGGAAAGUCACCAUAUUUGACCAUUCAGGUAUCGCUUAGUACGGUGCAUAAAGAAAUUUACAAAAAAUGCUCUGACACUACUGACCACACAGAAAUCUUCCUUAGGGGUCAGUAUAAGCUUGAGCCACAUCCACAUUGGUCUCCCUUAGGGGUUUAAUUUGAAUUUUCCGACGAGCAUUCCCAUCACUUUCAUAUGGGAGUUCCCCCAGUAAUAAUCAGAAACUUUCGCAAAGGUUGUUUUGGGAAUAUUUGUUCUGGAGUGGGAUAAGCCGAUAAAAACCGGUAGUGUAACGAAGGGGAUUGGGGAAAACGAGGUGACAGGAUGAUUUCCCUCCCACCAAUAGUCAUGGCUUCUUUAAAUCUGUUUUUCGACAUCAACCGAACUGCAUUGCUCUUUACUCUUUCAAUAUACAUGAAAGCUUUAAACCCGGGGGUGGGGUUUGGAGAGACAUCCCCUACGACGACUUGAACACUGUUUUGCUAUUCUGAUCUUUUCUGAUCUUGUAGUUCCUUGACCGAGAAAUUCCUAAGACAGAAUACAACCCCAUAAUAAUGACGUCAAGUUUGUGAUUGUCGUUUUCCUUGGUCUUUUUAACCCUUAGGAGAAUUCAGCCGUAUCUUCAUUCAAUCCGUGACUAACGAUGGAGUUGUUAAGAGAACUGGAGGGGACUCGUGGAGAGUACAUAUCAGACAAGGACCAGCAUCCCUUGCGCCAAUGGUUAUAGACCAUGAUGAUGGAACAUAUGAGGUCAUGUUCCUUGCUCUUGAGCCUGGGAACUACUCAGCCAAGGUUUUCUUGGACUACACGCUUUGUGAAGGUUACAGGGAUCCGCCGGAGGAUUGGUAUAUCAAAGGUAGUAAUGGUGUACCGUAG